Molecule: messenger RNA, 784 nt
Organism: Tupaia belangeri chinensis (Chinese tree shrew)
Lineage: Eukaryota; Metazoa; Chordata; Mammalia; Scandentia; Tupaiidae
Exons: 3
Coding region: 71-784 (237 amino acids)
Source: RefSeq, a predicted model, not a curated record
UCAGGAUAAGAGAGGCCUGGGGGCCCUCCCAGCUGUGGGCUCAGAGGCAGAGCUCUGGGGUGUCUCCACCAUGGCCUGGACCCCUCUCCUGCUCCCCCUCCUCACUCUCUGCACAGGAUCUGUGGCCUCCUCUGCGCUGACUCAGCCACCUGCGGUGUCUGUGGCCCUGGGAGAGACAGUCAGCAUCACCUGCCAGGGUGGAGACUUAGGAAGCUAUGGUGCUAACUGGUACCAGCAGAGGCCCAGCCUGCGCCCUGCACUGCUCAUCUAUUAUGAUAACAGUCGGGCCUCAGGGGUCCCUGAGCGAUUCUCCGGCUCCCGCUCUGGUGGAACGGCCACCCUGACCAUCACUGGGGCCCAGGCUGAGGACGAGGCUGACUAUUACUGUCAGUCAUGGGACAGCAGUGGUGAAGUUGACACAGUGACACGGGCAGAUGGGGAAGUGAGACACAAACCCCUUCCCUGUCUGGGUCUCACUAUCACUGGACACUGCUCUGGUGGAACGGCCACCCUGACCAUCUCUGGGGCCCAGGCUGAGGACGAGGCCAACUAUUACUGUCAGUCAGCAUACAGUGCCCUCCAGGUGGGAUCUGCAGAGGGAGUGUGGGGAGUGCACUCGGGGCUGCAGGACCAGACUGCCCUGGGAUUAGGGUCCGUUAUUCGAGAUGCAGAGAAGCAGCUUGAGUUCGAUGAAAGACAUGAGGACACAGCCGUCCUUCACUUAUUGACCCGGGUUUCUGUGGAGGUCACUGGGCCUCUCUUUGGUCCAAAUAUCCAGGACUAA